GCAGCCCUACAGGACAUACGUAUUGUGCUGUGUCGCGCUCUCGAUCACUCUUACGAACCGGUCUUGUAAAUGUGAUCACACGUUACUCCGCUAAUAAUAUUGUGCAGUGUUUUAUACAAACUUUUCAAUAGGCUUUCUAUGAACUUGUUCUUAUUACGGACAAAGCUUUUUGAAGUGUGUGCAUUGUGUUUGACUUUCCGGUGAAAGUGUAAGUUUUGAAAAGUUUUUUCUGUGCAAAAUAAAGUGACAUAAACUGUUUUAUCCUGGAGGAGUUUCCUUUCUUGUGCCGCGUUGAGUUGAACCAAUUGGAUUUGUUGUCAAGUUUAUGAGAGAAGUUUACUUAGGCAACUUUAACAGAAUUUAACACACAAAAGUUAAUCUCUACAUUUGGAGAGCUUCGGAACAAACUUGAAAUUGACCUUCAAAACUAAGCAGUUAACAUCACUCCCGGCGGCUUAAACAUGUCAUAAGGCGCUAUAUGGCGAUUGGACGAUGAGCCAUGGAAUCACGCAGCGCGCCGCCGAGCCCCGACGAAUCAGGGGAGGCGGUGUUCGAUUCACGCUGUGGACGAUACCCGCUCCAACCUUCGCUCCAGAGGGCCUUCGCGAGCUGCCGAGAGAGUGGUCGACCUCGCCCCCAUCAUCGCCAUGCGACUUCAGAACCUGCGCGACCAGACGAUCGAGUUCUCACCACAGCAGAGGUUCACGAUUACCCUUCAUCCGAAUCCGGCAUCGCGGCCGACUGCCCACACGCCCACUCGAGCAACGCGGACGAUAGUCCGUGUUACGAUCGAUCAGACUACGAGGGAAAUUCUAGUUAUAGUUUAAGACACAAUUUUCUUCAUACAAUCGAUUGCAACAAGCAUAGGUCAGAUUUUAAUCGCAGUCACACACCAGAAUACAAUCACGACCAUGAUUCCGACUGUGAUCGAGGACACCCACGGUCGCAAACGACUCGUCGACCACAUCGAAAACAUCGGCGAGAAGACGGCGACGGAGCUCAAUCACUCGAUGAGCGUUGCGCUCGCGAUCUUGAUGAAAUAUUACCCGCGAGACUUGCGGCUGUAAAUCUUUCCAGGGACCAACCGCCGCAAUCGUGGAACCGCAGUAAUAUCGCAGCUACCAUGGAGCGGUUCGAACCAGUCGAUUAUUCAUACGCCUACUACGACCAUCAUUUAUCUAUGCCUUCCUCGUCAAGAAAAGCUAAUCGUCAACGAGGACGUGGUGGAAUAACACGAGAUCGAACGAAUCGUCAUAAUUUUGUCACAAGAUAUGGCACAGAAGAAAAUAUUUACGAGGAAAUAACAGACGGUUCUAGAACUUGUCCGAAACAUCGGUACGUUCCGAGGCAAUCUCUCGUGUCCCUAGACAGAAGUGUCGUUGAAGAGGAGGUACGUCGAGUAGAGUCAAGGCAUAAGAGAAUUCUGGGAGAGUUAAAUCUAAGUGUGGAAGCGAUGCUUAUGCCAGAGUGUGAAUCCCCUGAUUCUGAACGAGCGGAAGAUAGAGAUAAUAUAGAAGAACUUCUUAGGGUAGGUCCAACGGAUGAAUUAUUAUCACCGGCUAGUUGUAAUCCCCCAGAUUUGGAUAGUGGUUUUAGCGGAAGUAGUAGUGGGGCAAGCUAUGUAGGUAGUUUGCGAAGGAAACCAACAGGAUCUGUUCCUCAUUUACCUGCAGUAGCAUAUGGAACGCGAGGGGCAGGUGUCCGUAUCUUAGGCGCUGAAGAAUGUAAUUUACGUUGUCCUAAGGAUGCCCAGUCACCGAGGAGUUCGAGUUGUGGUGAUGCCAAGACUAGCGGAUUCUGGAAUAAGAGGGCUUGGAAGAAAAUUUCGGGUUUCUCCAGCUCGAACAGCAUAAACAAGGCAGGAUUAACAGAUGAAGCCUGUAGGCCAAGCAGAACUAAAUCCAGAACGGCAACCAUACCAUACAGCUACUCCAACGGAAAACUGGUGGUGCCGUUGGAUUCCCUAGCGCAGAGCUGAGGGGUGGAACCCCCGCGCAAUUCCCGCCUCCAACUCCUCCGAAGGACUACUCAGUACUAAGCAUCGACAAAAGCCAACUGCAAAGUUGCUUGAAGCAUGCCACUGUUACAUGUUAACCUUACAUUAACCUCGGAUGUAGUUAAGGUCUG
Molecule: messenger RNA, 2127 nt
Organism: Maniola jurtina (meadow brown)
Lineage: Eukaryota; Metazoa; Arthropoda; Insecta; Lepidoptera; Nymphalidae
Exons: 5
Coding region: 500-1978 (492 amino acids)
Source: RefSeq, a predicted model, not a curated record